Ornithorhynchus anatinus (platypus) is the source of this 966-nucleotide messenger RNA. RefSeq names its product H6 family homeobox 2 (gene HMX2). The transcript is spliced from 3 exons. The record is from RefSeq and is a predicted model, not a curated record. The coding region runs from base 1 to 915 and encodes 304 amino acids. Gene Ontology annotation, cellular component: nucleus. Lineage: Eukaryota; Metazoa; Chordata; Mammalia; Monotremata; Ornithorhynchidae. Gene Ontology annotation, molecular function: DNA-binding transcription factor activity, RNA polymerase II-specific; RNA polymerase II transcription regulatory region sequence-specific DNA binding. Gene Ontology annotation, biological process: regulation of transcription by RNA polymerase II.
AUGGACUCAGCCGAGCGCGACGCCCACCGCUUCUUCUCCCGCUCGGGGAAGGGGGAUCCGUGUGCCGGGCACGCGUGGGUGGAUCUGAAGGACUUUGGCGACGGGAGGAAGAGGAGCCUGUCCGUGUCGUCCGAGGAGGAGGAGCCCGACGACGGCUGGAAGCCCCCCGGCUGCUUCUGCCCGGACCCGCUGGGCCCCGAGGACCCCGGCCGCCCCGGCCACCCCUCCCGCCCGCGCCGCCCGCCCGUCGCCUUCACGUGUCUCGGCGGGGCCGUGGCGGUGUCCUGGGCGUUGUCGGUCGCCGGCGCCCUCGGCGAGCGGGUUGUGGUAACCAACGGCGAUUGUUACUUCGAAGGUAACGUCAAAGUCCACGGCGGAGCAGGGCCCGACAGCAAGGACAGGGCGACGUUCCUCUGCCCACCCCAGUCGGACUUUGAGGAGGACAGCAAGGAGAAGCUCCUGGCCCCGGGGUCCCCUCCGUCUGCGGCGGGGGAUCGGGCGCGGGAGGCGGGCGCGGACAGGCAGGCGGGCGCCGCCAAAAAGAAGACGCGCACCGUCUUCUCCCGCAGCCAGGUCUACCAGCUGGAGUCCACCUUCGACCUGAAGCGCUACCUGAGCAGCUCGGAGCGCGCCUGCCUGGCCUCCAGCCUGCAGCUCACCGAGACCCAGGUGAAGACCUGGUUCCAGAACCGCCGGAACAAGUGGAAGCGGCAGCUGUCCGCCGAGCUGGAGGCGGCCAACAUGGCCCACGCCUCGGCCCAGACUCUGGUGGGCAUGCCCUUGGUGUUUCGAGACAGUUCCUUGCUGCGGGUGCCCGUGCCCCGGACCCUCGCCUUCCCGGCCCCUCUCUACUACCCGGGCAGCAACCUGUCGGCCUUACCGCUUUACAACCUCUACAAUAAGAUCGACUACUGACUGACCCGCCGGGUCGCCCCCGCCCCCCAUCCCCCGACGCCCAGCCCUUCC